AUGCUUUGGCCUACCGUCGACAAUUCGUCACCUUUGUUCAUUCGCCGUAAAAAAACCGCCCCAUCGCGACCACCUCUAGCCUCACAGCCGGCGCCACAUUCAUCUUGCUCUAAAUCAAGCCCGUCGUUACCGGUAUCAUCUAAUUCUGUUUCCCCGUCUGUUCCUAAAGGUAUUUCAGAAGAGAUUAUAUUGCCUGAAAUAGUCACGACAUGUAUCCUCGUCUACUCCUCUUGUCGUGACGGUGAUUUAGCAGGAAGAACCAAGGACCUUACUUUGGAACCCAGCACAGUUGUUCGAAUCCCUCCUCGUUUGAUAUUUGGCUUGUCUACCGGCUGUAUCGUAGUGGCCAGAUUUCUGGACUGUUUGGAGGAGUCUUGGAACCAAGCAUGUUAG
Messenger RNA from Protopolystoma xenopodis, 393 nucleotides. NCBI's taxonomy places the organism in Eukaryota, Metazoa, Platyhelminthes, Monogenea, Polystomatidea, Polystomatidae. The record is from the annotation of a GenBank genome assembly.